AUGGAGUUGGCUUUCGCCCAGUGGGUCUGUGCAUUUGCUCUUGUGUUGACUGUGGUCGCUAUACUGCUGGUGGCCGUGCAUCGCGUCUGGAGCCCGUCGCAUCCGCUUCCUAUCUAUUUGUCCCGCAGGCUUUUUGCUGCUCACCUUUUUGCUUGCCUCUUCAUGGAGCUCCGCAAGGCGACGGUGUGGCUGGAGCUGCUGAGCUGGACCCUGGCGCUGCACGUUCUCUAUUUCGGCCUUUGUGAGAAGGGGGCGCGGCAUGUGACUCGCAUCCUUCACGGUCCCAGUUUUGGUGGUGCUCAUGCCAUGCUGCUCACCUACCUGUUUGAGCAGCUAACGGCACCUCGCCAAGCGGAUGAAGGUCUUGAUUCGUUCUGGGGCGCGGUUUGGCAGUUCUGGCUCCACUGCGGGCCAGUCCUUCUGCAUUGGGCAGAUGGCAUGUUGAAUUUCAAGGAGCUGCAGGCUGCCUACUCUCCACCGAUGACAGGUGGCACAACGUCGAUUUGGGAUGCUGGAGGGCUGGUCCCAGCGAUGCGCUUUGCCUCGUCGCGCAGCUUGCUGCGUGCCUGGUCUGCAGCUGCAGGCUACUUCAUGCUCGAAUGUGCCUGGAGUGCUACUACGCAGGUGUCGCCACGCGAAUUCGGAGUGCACAAGCUCUUGGAGGUGUCCAGCAUGGAGGAGGUGCUUCGAUUGGCGGCUUCCCUCGUUGCAUAUUCAGUUUUCACACAUCGGCUGUUUACAGUUGCACGCAUGCGAGACGGAGAUUUGCUCACAGUAGUUCUAGCGACUGACUUUGGGCAUCUUUGUGGAGUCGUGGUUUCUGGGAGUCCGCUGCAGCGCACCUGGGCUCUUUCUCUCGAUUCCCCAGAGGUAGACGAAUCCGAAGCCAACCCAUCUGCGCCGCUCAGGAGAGAGGUUGAGCUCCGCUGUGGCGUUUUCGUGCAGCGGCUGAACUUGGUCAACAUCGGCCACGAGGUCGACUCGGCGGAGGAGCAGCCAGCAUUUGGGGCGAGAUGUCUCGCCUUGUCCAGCGAUGGCAAAGCUUCAUACUGCGCAGUUUCUCCUGACGGAACCCGCAGCGUGGAAGCGUCCGGGAAGUGGGAAGUCAUCAAUGGUCAGGUGGUCCUGCUCGGGCAAGAGCUUGCUGGACCAUCUGUAAGCCAUCUGCAGCUGAGCAAGUCCAACACGCACUUGCUGGGCGGCUGUGCGUAUGAAGAGCCGGUGCAUGUGUCUUUGGAAGAGCUGGAGGCAUUUUUCGACAAGCCGGUUGCAUUCUCUGAGUGCAUUCCAAGAGGCGGGCAUCUGCUCCGCUUGCAGCUUCUGGAGGAGGGGCUUUCCGUGAGCGCACCACCUCCAGGAGGUGCAGCAAGCGAGGCUGCAGUCCUGACGAGCGCGUUGGAUUCCACGUUUAACACGGCUUGGGACACAGCAGGCCCUGCCUCGAUGGAAGCUCCGAAACAAAGUGCCCGGUCUGACCAAGCCACAGAUGAGCGUGCAUACUUCCUGCGAACACCUGUCCACGCUUUGCUCAGCUUGGCCAACCCAGCCCCCAAUCAGCAGACGGAUUCGGAGGAUGGAAGGUCCGGGCCGGCCGCUCCAAGGCUGCUGGGAGUCCAACGUGGCAUUACGACAUCUCUCCCCUCGGCCGCCGACAUCGGCUGGGACGAACCUGUUCAAGCGAUCCCGACAAAGCUGGGAGCCUACACUGCAGAAUGGCUGGGUAUGGAUCCCAAAGAAGACAGCGACCUCCUGUGGAUAGCCCGUCGAGGGCUGAAGACCCCGUUGCCAAAGCCCUGGCGUCCGUUCGAGGCUGCAAGCGGGGACAUCUUCUUUCACAACCCUGACACAGGUGAAAGCCAAUGGGACCAUCCCUGUGACCAUGAGCUGCGGCAGCUUUAUGCGUCUGAGAAGGAAAAGAAAAAGUUUGAUCCGGACGCCCCAGGAACGCCUUGCAAAGACCUGUCCGUCAGCUCAAUUUACGAGGAGACUUCGCCCCAGAGGUCCUUGGACGAGUGCAAUGAACAGACACCUUCUCCUCAGGUCAAGGUGCCCAGUGUUCGAGCUGAAAGUCAUGGCUUGGCAGCUGCCAGCACGACCACAGCCCCUGCAGGUACCAGCAUGCUUUGUGAAGGCAUCAAGCAAGCACAGCUCAUGCCGGAACGUCCAUCCAAGCCUCCACCAUCAAGGCUGAGGCCUCCGAGGCCAAAACCACUGCAGCUGGCUUGCGAUGAGUCUACGUCAUUCUGCCGCUCACCCGUGGCGAACAGUCCACAAACAAGGCCGUCAGGGUCAGCUCACCUGACUAGCCUUCCUGGCAGGGAACCAGCAGACAGAGAAAGGGUAAGUCCCGGUGAUGUGCAGAGCCCACCCACUCCUCGACUCAGUGCCGUGCUUACUGCGGAGUUGUUCAAUGGCGAGGACAUGGACCAGAUUAGCCUGUGGUCUCGAUUGGAGGAGGGUGAGGAGACCCUGUGCCAACCACUCCCACAAACUCACGUGGAAAACUGCUCUGCCCGGAGUCUGAGCAGUGUCCACGAAGGAGACUCGCUUGAGAUCUCCUCCUUGACAGCAGCGCUGGACAACUCAAAUGCUGACAAUGAUAGUUUCAAUCACUGCAGAAGUAGUUCGCCGCCGCCUCAGAAGCAGCAAGCUGCUGCUGCCUCACGUACUCCUCCGUGGCCACAUGGAUCACCUGGCGAUGCCUCGACACAUAUGACCGAGCUGCGUCGGUUGCGCCAGGAAAUUGAAAGCAACCAUGUGGCCUCCGAGACUUGCGAAACUUCAUCCCAGUCGCAGGGCCCAAAGCCAGAGGAUUUCAAAGAGGAUGCACAACAUUCGCAUGAGAAGCCAGUCCAGGAUUCGACCACUCAAACCGAUGAGACAACCACCGCAAGUGCUGGCGAAGGCGAGCACCUCUCGAAGACUGCGGACUCGCCGGGGGAGGAGCUGUCUCCGGCUCCAAACGACGAGAAUUCUCCAGGCUCAGACAAGGGCAUCCCGGAGACCUGCGAUGUCUCGGUGCAAAAGUCCAUGGCAUAUUUGGCUGCCGAGCUCAACGCAUUGGCAUGCAAGACUGUGCAACGAUGCAUGGUUCCAGACCAUCCCCUUCCACUAAGAGACGUCACGAACGAGAUGCAGGAUCUGCCAGACAUUGGGCUGAAGUCAUCUGGAACUCCUCGAUCUGCUGCAAACGUGGAUCUAGCCAACAUGCGCAUGCAACUGGAGGUGCAAGAGCAGCAGCGUGCCACGGCGGAGCAGCAACUGGACGAGUGUUUGUCCACAUACCGUAUGGAGCAAGCCAAACACACUGCCACAAAAGCAGCUCUGCGAGAAAGCCAGCGUGAAGUGCUCCGGCUGCAGAGCCAGGUCCAAUUCAAGGAGACAGAGACACAGCGCCUCGAGAUGGAGUUGCAAAGGUGCCAGUCAGAGCUCGGCUGCGUCUUUGCACAGGCAAAGCAAGCACAAGUUCAGCUCAAGGCUCAGCAAGCGGAGCUGGCUCAGGUCAAGCUGAGACUGAGGUCCCAGAAUUCCGAGAGGAUCAGCCGAACACGACCCCUUCAAAGAGCAGGUGGCCCAUCAGCGGCAGAGCAGGAGCCAAAGGUGUCAAGUGGAUCGAUCUCGCAGCUUACCCACGACCUCGCCGACAAUGCCAACCUUGCUGAUGUUGCCGAGUCGACUCUUCGACGUUGCCAAUCUCUUGGCGGAUCUUCAGGUACCCGAUUGGCAUCGGAGGUUUCAGAUGCAUUGCGGAAGCGGCGAAGAGAGCUUCGAAGAGAACAUGCGGAGUUGGAGCAGGAGCGCCGCCAGUGGCGCCUCGAUGCACGCAACUUGCGUCGAAGCCAAGCGGCCGACGCAGAAGCGACCUGCCUCAACCAGAUGCUUAUACCACAUUGUAGGAGCUUCGCAUGA
Symbiodinium sp. CCMP2456 is the source of this 3909-nucleotide messenger RNA. Lineage: Eukaryota; Dinophyceae; Suessiales; Symbiodiniaceae. The record is from the annotation of a GenBank genome assembly.